UCGAGUGUUUUUUUAGUUCUUGUUGAAUGUGAAGUUUAUUGUCGAUUCAGUAAUGUCAAAGAAAUGUUUUAUUCUAGGUAACAGGGCAAUAACUUUUUGGUAUAUUUUGCAGUAAUUAAAUAAUUAAAGUGCUUAGUUCGAAGUUCUGAGGAACUGUUUUCAAUUGUCAAAUAAGGAAAAGGAACUGUGUUUGAAGUGACAUCAAUGAGGUCAAUCCAUUGAUCCUGUCUGCCUUUCAGGUAACUUACUCACUUGAUGGGGUAAAAUUUGCAAUCCUAUUCGCUUUACUUAUUGAUAUCAUAUUUUACCUUUCCAGUUUUUUAUUUCACCCAUCCGGUCAUCACUUUGAAUUGCUCGCAUGCUCGCAAUAUUCUGUUUUGUUAUCGUUUUGUGUGGAUACUUGCAUGGAACGUGAAUUUCUCAAUUCCAUUCAGUGGUGUAAUUAUUAACUACAGUGGUAAAUGCAUUGGCAUGACUGUAUUUUGCUAUGGUUAUUUUUGGAAUCACAUCCCUUCAAUUAUUUUUUUUUAACCAAAGACGGAUUUUCGGACCAAUGAGUUUAACAAAGAUCAGAAUAAUUCAACAUUACAAAGGCUUAAUUUAAAUCUUCAAACCCUUCCUCCAGCUGUCGCAAAAAUCUGAAAAGUGUGAUGAUCUAUAUGCCAGUUUUGAUUACUCCUAUUGACGUUUUGGAAAAUGGUGUAGUGACUUAAUCAAAAGAAUGGCUCUGAACUUAAGUUUUUCCGCAAGUGGAUUUUUGUUUAUUUUUCAGCUUUAAUCAUGCAAACUAUCCACUUGGACCGCUUCAAUUUUCGGAGCUGUUAGAUAGAAUUUUAUAUCGCGGUGACACCAGCAUGACUGUUUCUAGUUUGUUCAAAACUUGUAUCAAAUUAAUCAAUCAUUCAAUGGCCAAAUUAGAUUAAGAAUUGAGAGUCACUCUUUGGUUUGGUCUUACCUUCAAUACCUCACUCCAAUUCAGCGCUUUUAAUUACUGCUUUUUUGAUGUGCAAUACUACAGCUGUCAAUACCUAGAUAGGGUUUCCAAAUUCCAAAAGAAAUUGUAUUGCGAUUGGCUCACAGUGUUAGACUUUUUCACGAAAAUGAAUUAUUCACCUGGGGGAUUGAGUCAGAAGCUGAUGCAAAUUAAUCAUUAGAUAAUACGAACGAACCAUGAAAUAUAGACGAGCGAUACCUGAACUUUGAUAUAUUCCGUUAAACGGGUGGUUAAAAAGGGCAAUGGGUCGGGAAGCUGACCAGGUUGUUGCUAAGCUGAAUUAUAUUCCGAGUGGAUUGCACGAACUUCCUCUUUACAAAGGCGAAAAAUUGACAGUAGUUGACGCCACUGGGGAGUGGUGGAGAGUCAAAAAUGCACUGGGUCAGACCGGCCUCAUCCCUUCAUCCUAUAUUAGAGUGAAUGGAGACUCAUUUCUGUCAAGAUUAUUUCGAAAAAGUUCGCGAGGGAAGAAAUCAGGAGCAAAAAAGCCCCCUGUGGCCAAUGAAAUAUCCAGUCCACAAGCUGUAUCCCACGUCUCGGGGCUGAACACCGCAAAUGAGGAAAAGUUUCCGAGCAGUUCUGAAGAGUCCAAAUCGUUCAAUGACAAUGUACUAAUGCCCAAGUUCAUCACGCCUUCUAAAGGUGGCUCGGAGAAUUAUUUCGACACAUCUUGUGACAAUGGACAGAGUCCUACUGCUCACCACGAACUGGUGGAUUUUGUCGCAAAAGUCAGAUAUACGUACAAAGCACAGAGACCCGAUGAACUGGAGUUGAAGCCCGGCGAGGAGGUGGUGGUGCUAGAGAGGGCAAGCGAUGGCUGGUGGAGGGGUGUGAACCAGAGCAGUCUGGCCUCGGGAUGGUUCCCCAGCAACUAUGUAGUCCAGAACAAUCACGGCCACCUGCCAAUCAAUGACGAGAAGAAACGGGACUCUGCGUUUGAGGAAUCGUGUGGUGCUAGCAGUGUUGCGAAUGUGGGCGCUGUUCCAACCAUCCAGGGAGUGGCAAUCGCGUCUUACCAGCCAAAAACCCAGUUAGAACUGAAAAUCGCCCAAGGAGACCAGCUGCACAUUCUGAGAGAGUGCUCUCAAAAUGCUCAACUGUGGGAGGCGAGCAACCAAAGCAACCGGGGAGAGACUGGGCUUGUGCAGAAGUCUUUUGUGCGCAUUUCGUCCUCCUCGUCGUCCCAGCAACCAACAACAACAGCAGCUGCUCAUCAACUGCACCAGCAAUUCAGUAGACAUGCUUCUCCUCAGUUAAAGCACAGCUACAGUCACAACAGUGGCGGUGGGGGUUCCAAGACCAACCUGUCCACUCCCCUGUCAGUGUCAGUAGACUCCCCAAUGAAGCAUCUGCAGGCUCCCUUCUCUGGAAUCCACAUCCACGACAAAGAUAGAGACUCCUUCGCGUCUGAGAAGGGCAUGGGGUUCGUCUCGCCCCUGGCGCUGCCUUUCGAGCUCCCUCCGAGAAUGGGCAUGUUUCAGAAUGAGGAUUGGUAUUUUGGCAGAAUUUUUCGCAACCAGUGCGAGAUUUUGUUCAAGUACUACGGUGACUUCGGUGACUACUUAAUUCGAGACAGCGAAUCCAACCCAGGAGACUUCACACUGUCCUUGAAAGCGAAUAUCAAAAACCGUCACUUUCUCGUCAAAUCCCUAGGAGGCUUCCCUAGUCGAUUGAAGAUAGGGAGCAAGGAGUUCUCCACAAUGGAAGAGCUGUUGAAUCACUACAAAACUAACGCUAUCUUCACAGAUGCCAGCGCCUCCCGACUAAUGCUGAUCAAACCACUCAAGGUGCCCGCACGCAUGUGAACUGUAGAAGUAGAUCUAUAUUGAACUUUUUUCUCCAAAGUAUGUAAAAAUUAAACUGAACCUGAUUAUCUCAAAAUUUGUACUAAAUCCUUUGCUA
Molecule: messenger RNA, 2896 nt
Organism: Symsagittifera roscoffensis
Lineage: Eukaryota; Metazoa; Xenacoelomorpha; Acoela; Convolutidae
Product: SH2/SH3 adapter protein NCK1-like
Exons: 6
Coding region: 1237-2799 (520 amino acids)
Biological process (GO): cell migration; signal transduction
Molecular function (GO): receptor tyrosine kinase binding; signaling adaptor activity
Source: RefSeq, a predicted model, not a curated record